This is a messenger RNA of Coturnix japonica (Japanese quail), 2142 nucleotides long. It is a transcript of the gene CTBS, whose product is annotated as chitobiase. Gene Ontology annotation, molecular function: chitinase activity; chitin binding. Gene Ontology annotation, biological process: chitin catabolic process; oligosaccharide catabolic process. NCBI's taxonomy places the organism in Eukaryota, Metazoa, Chordata, Aves, Galliformes, Phasianidae. The record is from RefSeq and is a predicted model, not a curated record.
CGCCGGCACCGCCCGCGGAAGCGGAGGUCGGAACGGGAUCUAAUAUGGGGCGUAUGGGGUGUGCGGUGCUGCUGCUGCUGCUGGGCUUCCUGCAGCUGCUGGGCCGCCCCGCUGCGUGCCCCUGCCAGGACCCGCGGCUCUGCCAGACCAUCGCGGCCACCCGCGACUUCGAGGUCUUUGUGUUCGAUGUGGGGAAGGAAGCCUGGAAAUCCUAUGACUGGUCAAAAAUUACAACCGUGGCAGCUUUUGGGAAAUAUGAUCCAGAUCUCGUGUGCUUUGCUCAUUCCAAAGGCGCCAGGGUAGUACUGAAAGGUGAUGUACCUCUUCAGGAAGUUGUUGACCCAGCUAACAGAGCAGCGUGGAUAUCCCAGCAGGUAGACCUCGCCAAAAAACAGUAUAUGGAUGGAAUCAAUAUAGAUAUAGAGCAAGAAGUUAAUGAAACCUCUCCUGUGUAUUAUGCAUUAACGGAGCUUGUUAAAGAAACUGCAGAUGCUUUUCACAAAGAAAUUCCAGGAUCACAGGUAACAUUUGAUGUGGCCUGGUCCCCUGCGUGCAUCGAUAGGAGGUGCUACAACUACACUGGGAUUGCAGCUGCCUGUGAUUUCUUAUUUGUGAUGUCUUAUGAUGAGCAGAGCCAGAUCUGGAACGACUGCAUAGCAAAAGCCAAUGCUCCUUACCUUCAGACUUUAGUUGGGUAUGAAGAUUACAUUGGUAUGGGCAUCGAUCCUAAGAAGCUUGUGAUGGGCGUCCCUUGGUAUGGCUAUGAUUAUGUGUGCCUAAACUUAACUGAGGAUCAUGUUUGUUCCCUUCCCAAAGUGCCAUUCCGUGGUGCCCCUUGCAGUGAUGCUGCAGGACGUCAGGUGCCGUAUGGAGCAAUAAUGAAGCAGGUGAACAGUUCUAUUUCAGGGGCCUUAUGGGAUGAGGUACAAAGCUCUCCAUUUUAUGAAUACAAGGAUUCUCUUGGUCGCUUCCAUCAAGUAUGGUAUGAUGACCCUCGCAGCAUCUCUCUAAAAGCAGCAUAUGUGAAGAAUCGAGGUCUAAGGGGCAUUGGCAUGUGGAAUGGAAACAGUCUUGACUAUUCCAAGGAAGCUGUAGCAGAAAAACAAACUGAAGCAAUGUGGCAAGCCCUGAUACCCUAAGUAUAUGAAAUAGUGAACUACUUGAUUUAGAAUUAUGAAAAUUAGUCAUUUCUGAUUAUAGCAUAUAGCAUGACAGAUCUGGACUUUUUAGAAAUAUACCAUGUUUACAAUCAAAACUUUCAGAACUAUUGAAAUUUAUCUUGUUAUUUUGUAUGUAAACCUGAAGUUUCAUUCUUUCUAAAGUUCUAGUGUUAAAGGUCUAGUUAAAGGUCUAGCUUUACCUGUGCACUUUAAAUGACUUCUCAUCUUUUUCAUUUUUCACAACUAUAAGAAGUUAAAGCUUGAACCUAGAGUGUAUGUGGUAACAAGACCAAGUGAACUUACAGGGCCCAUAUAAUAAUGGUCCUCUGCUAAGGCUGCCUGAUGCAGCAGAUAACCAGUCUGUGCUCACAUAGUUGCAGACUCAGCCUUCUGACUCCCAGCCCAACAUGUAUUUCAGCAAAGUCAUUUCAGAGUAUGGUUCAACACAGAUUACUGAUAGGCAGAUUGCUGCUUAGAUGCAGCUUGGUGAAACUUGUGCUUAGAGAGAAAAUCUUUUAUACGUCAAAGGAAUUAUGUAACAUGAAGUAGUUGCCCUUAGAGUUUUUUAUCAUUCUUCUUAGAAAAAAAUGUUCAGUAAACACACCUUUCACCAUGUAAACUCUUUAGUUUCAAAAGUCACAAAUCUUGGACUUGAUCUUGAAGAGACAGCAUGGGAUGGUGUUUUCUACCAUUUCAAACUUUUCUACUUCUUCAAAACUAGAAGUCAGCUUAUUUAAUGAACUGUAAGUAUAUUUUUCCCACACUUCAAGAUCCACUCAGUUGUCUGCACUUUGUUUUUAAGUGUUUCCUCUGAGAUAGUAGGAGAUUAUAUUUUCAAUCUAGUUAGUUAAUAUUUUUCAUAAAAUAAUUUGCCUCAGGAAAUUGUGUAACUUGUUUGAGUAACAGUAGCCAUGGAGAGAUUGACUGCUAUCCACAGGAUUUUUUUGUUAAAUAAAACACCUUCUUCUAAGGUUGAUAAACA